Molecule: messenger RNA, 872 nt
Organism: Felis catus (domestic cat)
Lineage: Eukaryota; Metazoa; Chordata; Mammalia; Carnivora; Felidae
Gene: RABAC1
Product: Rab acceptor 1
Exons: 5
Coding region: 170-727 (185 amino acids)
Cellular component (GO): Golgi apparatus
Source: RefSeq, a predicted model, not a curated record
CGUCAUCAGGACUACAACUCCCACAAUACUCGGCGGCAGAACCACCGCCCCGGCGGCUCCGGAACGGCGCCACGUCUGCUCCGCUGGGUGGGGCAGAGCUCGCGCGGGGCCGCCGGGGUCUGCAGAGCCCCGGGCUCGUUACAGCGGCCCUACCCCUCACGACACAGACAUGGCGGCCGAGAAGGACCCGCAGAAGGAUGCCGAGCCGGAAGGGCUGAGCGCCUCGACCCUGCUGCCGAAACUGAUCCCAUCGGGCGCGGGCCGUGAGUGGCUGGAGAGGCGCCGCGCGACCAUCCGGCCCUGGGGCUCCUUCGUGGACCAGCGGCGCUUCUCGCGGCCCCGCAACCUGGGCGAGCUGUGCCAGCGCCUCGUACGCAACGUGGAAUACUACCAGAGCAACUAUGUGUUCGUGUUCCUGGGCCUGAUCCUGUACUGUGUGGUGACGUCCCCCAUGCUGCUGGUGGCUCUGGCGGUCUUCUUUGGCGCCUGUUACAUCCUCUAUCUGCGCACGUUGCAGUCCAAGUUUGUGCUUUUUGGCCGAGAGGUGAGCCCAGCCCAUCAGUACGCUCUGGCCGGGGCCGUCUCCUUUCCCUUCUUCUGGCUGGCUGGUGCAGGCUCUGCCGUCUUCUGGGUCCUGGGAGCCACCCUCGUGGUCAUCGGCUCCCAUGCCGCCUUCCACCAGACCGAGGCCGGGGAUGGGGAGGAGCUGCAGAUGGAACCAGUGUGAGGUGUCUGAGGACCCGCCGGCCCCCCGAGGCAGCUGCCUCGUCCCCGGUCACCCCUGCCCCGCACGGCCCUACACUCCUGGCCGGAGUCCCCUUACAGGCCCAGGAAGGGAUUCCAGCUUCGGAAAUAAAGCUGUUACAGUCGUC